AUCCCUCCAAACUACGUAUGUGAUAUGUGUGCAAGUUAUUAUAUGGGAUGCACUGGUGACUGGAUAAGGUUUGGUCGUCUGCUUAUUGUCGUUGAUAGGUAGAAAAGAAAAUAGGUGUAUCCGAAUUUGAAGAAAGGUAUCAAUCAAAUUCAACGCGGCAUGCCACCAUGUUGUCGAAACUUACAUUCCAACUUUUUGCAAUCGCUUUAUUCGCCCUUUUCCAUCGGACUAGUGCAGUUUCUUUCAAUGAACCAUGUACUCCGACAGCAUUUUGCGAUUUAUCUGUCGGACUAGUUUGUGAAAAUGCCCUUUGUCGGUGUGCCCAAGGGCCACUUACGAGCCAAGUAUCCUACAAUUUGGAGUGGGAUUCCGGCAGAGGAGAGUGCGUGGGACAAAAAGAAUCUGCCUGCGUUGGUACGAGACAGUCCCCUGUCCCCACGGGAAUGAAAGCUAUCCAUUGUGUGGAUCCCUUGACAUGCAUUCAACUUCCAGACAUGCCUCUUGGCGUGGGUUCAUGCAUAAAUGUGCCGAAGGUCUCCCUCAAUGGAACUUCCUGCACCAAAGACGCGUUCUGCGACUCUUCUCGAAGUCUCGUGUGCACGGAUGGGCUUUGCACCUGUGCAACUUCACGACGAAAUACCUCACCAGAUUACAAACUCGUUUGGGACGUUGACAACUGUGUAGCAACAAUUGGUGCUCCCUGCAUCGGAACGAAUGAAUCCCCCGUGGCAGCUGGACACAAACGCAUUGAGUGUAUUCAGGAUUCCGAAUGCGUCCAAGUUAGUGGACAAACACCAGGGGUAGGAACUUGUGUUUCUACAACAACACAAAACACGGCAACUAUGAUGUACUCUGGUAUUCAGAUUUGGACAAUAAUGACCAUGAUUGCGAUUGUUAUGUACCACAACUAAUCUUUUUUUAUCUGAUCACUUGUCGACUUUCCUCGUGUGCAAUUUCAUGAACGAAUAAAGUUAAAUGAUGAUAACCAAAUGAUCC
Messenger RNA from Folsomia candida, 996 nucleotides. RefSeq lists its product as uncharacterized. The transcript is spliced from 3 exons. Lineage: Eukaryota; Metazoa; Arthropoda; Collembola; Entomobryomorpha; Isotomidae. The coding region runs from base 168 to 911 and encodes 247 amino acids. The record is from RefSeq and is a predicted model, not a curated record.